UCCCCUGCAGCAGCAGCAGCAGCGAGCUAAGCUAAGCUCUUCGAGCUGCAGCAACCUUAGCUAGCUAGAUCGAGCUAGUGAGAGAUCGAUCUUGUAGCUGGUGAGAUCGGCCAUGGUGGAGACGACGACGAUGAUGAAGGUGUUGGUGAGGGUGAGGGAGUUCGACGUGGAGAAGGACUUGCCGGCGGUGGAGGAGCUGGAGCGGCGGUGCCAGGUCGGCCUGUCCGGCGACAUGGCCGCGGUUCACGACCACGCCGACGACGGCGACGGCGCCGCCGCCAAGGAGAAGAAGAAGACCAAGACGAAGACGAAGAAGAAGAAGGCGAGCAUGUCUCUCUGCGUCGAGCAGAUCGGCGACCCGCUCGCCAGAGUCCGCCACGCCCCGGAACACGUCAUGCUGGUGGCGGAGUACGGCGAGGAGGAGGAGAAGAAGAAGGUGGUGGGUGUGAUCAAGGCGUGCGUGAAGACGGUGAGCCGUGGCGGGAAGCAGGAGAAGCCAUUCGUGAAGGUCGCCAACCUCCUCGGCCUCAGGGUGUCGCCAUCUCACAGGCGGCUGGGGAUCGGGACGGCGCUGGUGAGGCGGGCGGAGGAGUGGUGCGUGGCGAGGGGAGCGGAGCACGCGACGAUGGCGACGACGGAGUCGAACGCGGCGUCGCUGGCGCUGUUCACGGGGAGGUUCGGGUACGCGCCGUUCAGGCGGCCGGAGUUCAUCGGCCACCCGGUGCACGCGCACCGGCUGCCGGUGGCGAGGGGGCACCGCGUGUUCCAGCUGCCCCCCGAGGUCGCCGCGGCGGCGUACGCGCGGCUGCUCCCGCCGCAGGACGCCGAGUUCCUCCCCGCCGACAUGCCCGCGCUGCUCGCACACAAGCUCACCCUCGGCACCUUCGUCGCCGUCGCCGCUGACGGCGCGUCGUUCGCCGUGCUCAGCGUCUGGGACUCCACACGCUCGCUCAGCCUCCGCGUGAGCGGCGCCCCGGCGCUGCUCCGCGCGUCGCUCGCCGCGCUCCGGGCGCUCGACCGCGGUGCGCCGUGGCUGCACCUCCCCUCCAUCCCGGACAUCUUCCGCCCCUUCGGCGCCUACCUCCUCUACGGCCUCCGCAUGUCCGGCCCGGACGGCCCGGCGCUGCUCCGGUCGCUCUGCCACCACGCCCACAACGUCGCCCGCAAGAACCCGGCGUGCGCCGUCGUCGCCGCCGACAUCUCCCCCGACGACCCGGCCGCCGCCGCCGUCCCGCGGUGGCGCCGCUUCUGCUGCGACGAGGACGUCUGGUGCAUCAAGAACCUCAACCCGGACGAACACGACGCCGACGACUGGGCGGCGCCGCCGCCGCCGCCGGGACGCCACCUCUUCGUCGACCCCCGCGAGUUCUAACCGACGGCGACGUCCACGCCACGCCAUGCCAUGCCAUGCCAUGCACGGCAGGAGGAGGCAGAGGCUAACCACCACCAUUUUCACCCACCAUCUCUGCCAAAUUUUGACAAAACACAUGUACAUACACUUGGCACUGCAAAUGGCAAUCACCUGCCUUGCCAUUUUCGGUGUAAGCUCCCCAAGCUAAAGUGGUCUAGUGUAACUGUAAGAGCAGCAACCAAUGGCUAGCUAGCUUAGUAGUAUCCAGCAUUAGUUGUCACUGUCAAUGCAAGAAAAAUUACUGUUGUUUCUUCAA
Molecule: messenger RNA, 1667 nt
Organism: Oryza sativa Japonica Group (Japanese rice)
Lineage: Eukaryota; Viridiplantae; Streptophyta; Magnoliopsida; Poales; Poaceae
Product: acetyl transferase GW6a-like
Molecular function (GO): acyltransferase activity, transferring groups other than amino-acyl groups
Source: RefSeq, a predicted model, not a curated record